Messenger RNA from Seriola aureovittata, 3357 nucleotides. RefSeq names its product keratinocyte-associated protein 3. Lineage: Eukaryota; Metazoa; Chordata; Actinopteri; Carangiformes; Carangidae. Bases 104 to 766 code for a protein of 220 amino acids. The record is from RefSeq and is a predicted model, not a curated record. The transcript is spliced from 6 exons.
CAGGAAGUGGACAGAGGAACGUCUGAGAGGUCUCAAGUUUCGUCCUCUGUUGUUCGAAAAUUACGGAUAUUCAUUCGCAGGAAACAUCUGUCGUAGCAGAGAGAUGUGCACGUUUGAUAAGGACAAAGGGCCAAGGAGGCUGAUGAAAAAGGGGUUAACUCUCAUCCUGGUCGGCCAUAUUAACUUCAUUCUUGGAGCUAUUGUCCAUGGCAGUGUUCUCCGCCACAUUUCCAAACCCAGCCAGCAUAUCACCACUGAAUACACUGUAGCCAACAUCAUCUCUGUCACCUCUGGCCUGCUGAGCAUUGUCACCGGGAUUAUUGCUAUUGUGGUGUCAAGGAACCUUCAUGUAUUAAAACUGCAAAUAGGACUUCUAACUGCAUCAUUCCUGAACACCCUGCUCUCAGCGUCAUGCUGCACUGGUCUCAUCUUGGCCAUUAGUGUCACUGUUGCCCACAAUGGGCAGGGCUUGAUGGUGGGAUGCAAUGACACACAGGUGCCCAUCAAUGCUCGGUCACCUAUCACUGCCCAAUGCCCAUUUGAUACAACAAGAAUUUAUGACACCACCCUUGCGCUGUGGGUCCCUUGUACUGUGCUGGCAGCGGUUGAGGUCGGACUGUCUGUGUGGUGCUUCAUCGUUGGAUUGGCUCUCAGAGGGCUGGCACCCUGUGGGAACAGCUACAUCAAAGAGCAGUUGGAGGAAGAGGCUGAGUGCUCUCCCCACAGCCGACGUCUAAUUGGACAGCGCAUGAACCCUGACGCCUAACUGAACAAAAAGCAGGAAGGACACCACUCCAUGUAGACAAGUACAGCUAAAUUGCAAAGGCAUCACUGCACCUGUAUUCAGACUAGUAGAUCUUGCCCUGCAGUCAGCUAGGUGAGUGUCUCUGUGGAACAGGAGUGGAAUCCAUUUUAAGAGACUAAGAAACCUAUCAGUGAUAAAUUAAUUCACAGUGACGCAUAAAAAACUCACAUACGUUUCGCAGGUGCAUUCCUUUUGUGCAGAUAUUGGGAUACAGUGUGCAUAUAUAUGUGUGGAAGCUACAGUAAGAUAUUACUAUGGUGGCCCUGAGAGCUCAACGUGCCGCAAAUUCAGAAAACAUCUUUAUGAAUUUGACAACAAAUGCACUGCAAAAAAAUCACAACACAUGCAAAUAAACAAACACGCUGCCAAUUCAGUCCUACAACACAAUGGAGGUGUUUCCUGCGGUUGGGAUGCACACCGUUGUGUUUUUUGAAUUUGCAGCACGUUUGUGUAUUUUAAAGUGUUUUCAUAAGUUGCACUGCAUUGAGCUCUCAGGGCCACUGUAUAUUACUGAUCCUUUCAGUCUCAUCACUAUCCCUACUUGACUGUUUGGUAGUAGUACCAGUGCUAAGCAUGUCUUUCAGUAUGAAGAAACCUUUGUUUAUGAAGAAAGUGCAUUUUUAUACCUUUCAAAAAUAUGUAUAUUUUAGCUGAAUUUAGGAUUAUUUUAGCUUGUGUAAACUCGUUUCACAUUUCAGCAAAAUCUAUUUUAUUGUUCCUGUGUAUAAUAUUUCACUGUUUGUCCAGAUUAUAAACCACUUAAUUUCAUUUGAGACGCAACCAUACUCAUCAAUGUUUGCCAAAAUACUAGUUUAAUGCACAGAAAUAAUUAUGUUUCAUGCUAGCUGUAGUUUGGCUUCAAACUAAAGUAGACACACUAAAUUGCACUUCUUGAAAGUGGUUUAUAUUAGUAGAAAAUUGUAAGGACAACUGCAGUUAGUGACAUGUUCAUUGGUUUCCACUGUGGCUCACUCUUGUGGAAAAAACAAUUGGCUAGAUGAACAUGCCCCAGAUAUAGCAACAGUACUACAUAUUAUGUUUUGUUUUUUUAUGAUUUUGUUCAUUUUAAUGUUUUACUUUUCUCUGAUCACAUUAUUAUUUGUUAGCCCCAUACUAGAAUUAUUGACUUUCAGAAAAAUAUGCUUCAGAGAGAAAACACAAACAAUUUGAAAAGGUAUCUGAAAAGUUAGGACUUAAACUUAAUCAAACCAAUGUAUUUAAAAUGGUUUUAUAUAAUUUUUUUGUUGCUUUUGCCUCUAUUAAGACAUAUGCAUUGAUAAAAUGACAACUCAAUUAAGAACCUUAGGUCACAAAUUGGAAAUGCAGACCCAGAUUUACAAUAGGUCCCAUCAUUGACAGUUUAGAUUACUAAAAAGCAGUGUAGUGGGGAUAUUUAAAGAAUGCUUAAGAAAGAUGCUCUGAACCCCCUGAAUUUAAAAUAAACUGAACUGCAGCAUAGCUGUGUAUGAACUGAGUGCCUCUGUAUGUAGGGUGAAUGUCAAGUGGGGUCAUAUUAAGAGGUUAAACCAGUAUGUGGGCCAGCACAGACCCCCCACAACUCAACAACAGAGAGGAUCAGAUCAGAUCAGAUCAGCCAUGAAACAGUUAAUCUAGUGGCGUGCUAAAUCGUGUGGAAGGGAAUCAUAGCACGCAGUACUAAUCCUGACAAUGUAAGGGAUAAAUAUUGACAUAGUGUUGACUGAUACAAUCACAACAAGUCUGUGUGUCUGUUUCAGUCAGUAGGAUGUUAAUGUUGCACCCCAGACUCUUAAAAUUUGCAUUUGAAAUCCCAAGAUGGAUAUGAGCUCAGACAAGCUUAUUGUUGUAUCAGGGGAAAUAAACAGAACUCAAGCAAAGUCAUAUGACAUGAUGUUUUAAUGAAUAGUUAGCAUUGUCAGACACUAAAGGCUUUAUGAAAUAAAUGAGUGCCAUAUCAUUUGGCUCUUGGGAACAUUUUUUGUUGUGAGAUAAUAGAUGUCCCAUAUCUAAGGUUUUUGUUGAAUGUAGUCGAUUUAUAAAUUUGCCACAACUCAUAUUUUUAUUUAAAAUAUUUUCCAUUUAAAAUAACAUUAGCAAAUCACUGAUUUGACAAAGGGUAUUCAUUAUCACUUUUAUUACCAAUAAAAUCACUGAUAAAAAUGAGCAUGUUAUUUUCUUGAAAUUGAUUUGAAUUAAAAUAAUUUAAUACAAACCUUAAAAUAUGGUUGAGUCCCUCUUUCUGCUGUAAGACUUAUUAUCAUUGAACCUAAUUGAGGGACUAAAUGAAAGCCUUUGGUGGUUGUUUGUUUCAAAACAAGGUAAAUUUAAGCUCUUUAAAUAAAUUGAGUAGGUCAGCCUGAUAGGACAAAACAAGUGCCAUCAUUCAUCUUUCCCACUGAUCCAGCCUAACUGUAAACUCUCUAAGAGAUGUUAAAGGUGUGUAUUUUGUAAUAUAGUUUGCCUGCUUUGUUAAAAUUUGACAAAUGUGGUUGUACUGUGCAUUUCAUGAUUUCCUUUAUGGUUUUGUAGCAGUAUAUAAUGUAGAAUUUUAAUAAAGAUUUUUGUUAAUGUUA